UAUUUGAUCAAUGUUUGCUUCAGUGGUUUUCAUGGGAAAGUUAAUAAGAACUGAUAUAUAACAAAUAAACAUACACAUCAUAUUAUGAAACAGAAUUCAGUUGCUAUAGUAGAAAGUAGAUAAUCAUAUUGAUCUUUUGUUCCAAAACCCAUGGCCAAAUUUUAAGGGUAAUUUAUUUGCUACUUCAAAGAAAAUAAAAAGAAAAACAAGGAGAAGAGUAAAUAAUUAAUAUGACAUUGUUAAAAUGAUUAACGAGUGGGAAACUAAGUGGAUAUAAUUGUAAUCAUCAAUAAUAGGAUAUUCCUAGUUGAAAGUUGAAACUCUCAGCAAGACAAGCAUGGGUCGGCAAAACGACAGUUAGCCAAGCAGGAAACGGCAUUUGAUCGAGUAGCCGAACAAAAAAGGACAAAAAAAGACAUUAUUUUUAUUAUUAUCACAAAGAAGCGAAAAACAGAGGCAAAUCUUGGUGUUUACAGAUGAGAAAAAAUUUGGAUGUUUGUGUUUGUCAGAAUCUGGUUCACAGAUCAUCAGUAUUGCAAUGUCCGCUGUUCAAUUUUGUUUGAUCAUUUCUAUGUUCUCUUCUGUAAGCUCACUAACAGCAAACAGGGAAAUAAACUAAAGAAAAAGGUUAAGGUUUGCUGGUCAACAAGGAAGAUUGUAUCAGAACCCUAAUGAGCAAUGACUGGCCGGGCACUACAAGGUCUCUUAACUUCCACAUAUCUUUAUUAUCAUUAUCAAUGAAUCGUUUCUUCUCUGGUAGAAUGAUUCAAGAACUCUGUCUCCACUUUUUUAUGCACCUAAUUAGCUAAAUAUAUUGGUUUGACGACUACUUUUUUCUGUUGGGGGGUGUUUCAAAAAUGGCUUUUAAGGGAAAUGAAAUCAACUCUAUGAGCUAGAAUGAAGAUUAAGAUUUCCGUAGCUGUCAGAAGUAUAUAUAUAUAGUAUAUAUGUCAUCUGUGAUUGAAGCUUAUGUGCAUGGAUUCCAUGAAUGCAGUGCUCUCUCCACCACCUUCUACUGCACUUGGGCUAAAAAGUCCAUCUCAGGCGCAUACUCCCUUUUUAUAUUUUUUCCUAGGGGCUGCAGUCAUGCUUGCAAUCCUGGUGAUUCUAAUUGUAGUCUUUUGGAAAAUUAUCAAGCCGACCCAAAUGAUGAAGAUGCUAGAAUUACCUAGAAAAGGGGCAGCAUCCAAAGACUUCUUUAGUGGCAACCUUCGAACAAUUAGCUCUUUUGACUUUCAGACAUUGAAGAAAGCUACCAAGAAUUUUCAUCCCAAUAAUCUCCUUGGAAGAGGUGGAUUUGGGUCUGUAUAUCGGGGCAAGCUGAAAGAUGGGAGGUUGGUUGCUAUAAAAAGAUUAUCUCUUGACAAAUCUCAACAAGGGGAAUCAGAGUUUCUUGCAGAGGUUAGGAUGAUCACUAGCAUACAGCACAAGAACCUUGUUCGCCUUCUUGGGUGUUGUUCGGAUGGGCCUCAACGACUACUCGUGUAUGAAUACAUGAAGAACAGGAGCUUGGACCUCAUAAUUUAUGGCAAAAGUGACCAGUUUCUGAAUUGGAGUACAAGAUUUCAGAUCAUCGUAGGCAUAGCUCGGGGCUUACAAUAUCUACAUGAAGAUUCGCAUCAAAGGAUUGUUCAUAGAGAUAUCAAAGCCAGCAACAUUCUUCUUGAUGAGAAGUUCAACCCAAGAAUUGGAGAUUUCGGACUGGCCAGGUUCUUCCCGGAAGACCAGGCUUACCUCAGCACAACAUUUGCUGGAACUCUUGGUUAUACAGCACCAGAAUACGCUAUCAGGGGAGAGCUAUCGGAAAAGGCAGACAUCUAUAGUUUUGGUGUUCUAGUGCUUGAAAUUAUUAGCUGCAGGAAGAACACAGACCUCACUUUGCCAUCAGAAAUGCAAUAUCUUCCUGAAUACGCAUGGAAGCUAUAUGAGCGAUCACAAGUAAUCGAUCUAAUUGAUCCAAGAAUUCGGCAAGAUAGGUUUGUAGAGAAAGACGUGUUGAAAAUAAUCGAUGUGGCAUUUGUAUGCCUUCAGCCUUACGGAGAAUUAAGACCUCCAAUGUCAGAAGUUGUUGCCAUGUUGACAUGCAAGGCUGAAGUGGCUACGAAACCUAUGAAACCGGCCUUCAUUGAACGACGUUACAGGAAGGAAGCAGAGAAUCCAUCUUCUUGGGAUUCCAUAUCUGCCGCUUUACCUUCUCCUCUGCAAAGUGAUUCACCUGGUAUGCCUCCACAACCAAAUUGAAGCCAUUUGGUAUCUUUUAAAUGACACAUACACUCACAUAUGUGCGUUAUUCAAACAGUGAGAUAAUUCAGGUCUCUACUGUUCUGUUUGUUUACUUGGUGAUACAAAUCUGGGGUAGAAAAGUUGUAGGGAUUCAUAAAUAGAGGCUUACUUACCAGUUGCACUUGGGAAUCUUUAUGGUGAUUUUAUAGGCUUAUCUCAAUUUUCAUGAUUCUUGU
Messenger RNA from Carica papaya (papaya), 2459 nucleotides. RefSeq names its product cold-responsive protein kinase 1. Gene Ontology annotation, biological process: protein phosphorylation. Gene Ontology annotation, molecular function: ATP binding; protein kinase activity. The record is from RefSeq and is a predicted model, not a curated record. NCBI's taxonomy places the organism in Eukaryota, Viridiplantae, Streptophyta, Magnoliopsida, Brassicales, Caricaceae.